This is a messenger RNA of Clupea harengus (Atlantic herring), 870 nucleotides long. RefSeq names its product potassium two pore domain channel subfamily K member 17 (gene kcnk17). Gene Ontology annotation, cellular component: plasma membrane. Gene Ontology annotation, biological process: potassium ion transmembrane transport; stabilization of membrane potential. The record is from RefSeq and is a predicted model, not a curated record. Lineage: Eukaryota; Metazoa; Chordata; Actinopteri; Clupeiformes; Clupeidae. Gene Ontology annotation, molecular function: potassium ion leak channel activity; outward rectifier potassium channel activity.
AUGCAGUUUGUGUCUAGGCUACCCUCCAUCCUUCUGCUGGGGGUGGUGUAUGUGGCCUUUGUGCUGGCUGGUGGGGCGGUGUUCUGGAGACUGGAGGGGGGCCUUGUGGAACAGAACCUAGUUCGACUCAGAGAAGAAAAGAGCAGAUUGCUCCAGAGGCUCAGCUGCUUGGAUAUCCAAAGCCUUGAAGAAGUGGGCCAGCUGAUCCGAUCAGCAUCCAAGUAUGGCCUCAGUCUAAAGAGCAACUCCACCUCGGAUGGCUUCUGGAAGUUUACCAGCUCCUCCAUCUUUGCUGCCACUGUCGUCACCACAAUUGGUUAUGGAAAUAUCAGUCCCGGGACUAUGUAUGGACAGAUCUUCUGUGUUUUCUUUGCUUUGGUUGGGAUCCCUCUUAAUGUAGUGGUCCUCAACAAAGUUGGCAAAUACAUGCUGUCCAUUGAGAGAAAAUUCUGUCACUUCAUUGAGCAGAAGACCAACCGCAAAAAGUGUGUUCGGGUGUUCAUCCACAGUUUGUCAUUUGCCACUUUGGCGGUGUUGUACUUUGUGGCACCUGUGAUGAUCUUUCAGCAGUAUGAAGGUUGGUCCUAUGCUGAAGCAGUGUACUACUGUUUCAUCACCCUCAGCACCAUUGGCUUUGGAGACUAUGUUGCUGAUAAUGACCCUGACCGCUAUUACCCUGAGUGGUAUGCAUUCAUCAUGGGUGCCUGGAUCUUUUUUGGCCUGGCUUGGCUGGCCCUUCUCAUCAACCACUGCAUUGACCUCCUUGAGGGAUUUAAUGGCUACCUGAAAGAAAAGCGAGAGGGUACGGCCUCCAUGUCACAGGGCAGCCAACCGGACGAGACCCAGGCACCAGAAAAAAGCAUCAAGUGA